UUUUGCCGCGAACAAUGAAGCAACAGAUCGUUCCGUUGACAUUUCGUUUCGACUUUUGAAUUGCGCGCAUUGAGCGAUCGUGCUGUGCCGGUGCAGUUUCCAUAUUGCGCAAAAAUGCAUUCUUCAAUCUUUGCAGUGCCGUUCAAGGCGCAUGCGUGCGUUCUCCCCCGUGUGUGUGUGUGUUUUAUAUUCGUCAAUUAGAAGUAACGGUUGCACGGGAGAAACUGGAAAAUCAACGAAGCGCGCCCGGCACCCCAACGCAGAGUGCACACUCUAAGAUACAUUUGUAUCUGUAAUUUGUGAAUUUUCGGUUUUCUUGAUUUCGUUUCUGUUCGUUCCGUUCCGUUUCGUUGUUUCGGCUCUGCUUUGCGCAACAAGUGUGUGUGCCUCUCCCGCCUCCCCAAAUCCAAACCAAAACACGAAGCGAAGGCAAGACGAAGAAUAAUGAUCAAUUUAAUUCAAUCAGCGAUCCCAUCAACCUGCAGCGAUCCCAUCCAAGCCAAAACCAAACAAAACCAAACAGAUCCGAUCCGAUCCGAUCCUCGUGUGUGGCAAGUGUAGGAGAAUCUAACAAAUAAGUGGCUGCCAGUGCAAACAAAUAGAAUCGAAUCGAGUCGAGUUGAGCAAACAGCAAAUUCUAACAAUACCAACGCGUUCCGUUCCGUGAGCCGGUUUAGUCAUCCGCGAGUUCCGAGAAUCCCACUGGCGGGGGUCGGGGAACUUGGCUAAAAACGUAACUUUGUGAGAUACAUUCCCAGCCAGAACAGCUGUUUUUCGAGCUUUGAGCGCUGCUUACCUGUCUGCCUUUUACCCUGAAGCUCCGUGUAGCCGCCAGGUGAUAAGAUAACUACGCUCCGCUCCGCUCCGCUCCGAUUAGCGAAUCGAGCGAAAUACCAACAGAACGAACGGGCCAAGAAAAUCGCACAGUUUGCGUUGUGUUUAAAGUAAAACUCGCGGCAUUAUCUUAUCGGCUGACCAUUGAUUGGGCUUUGCCUUUUCCGCUCCAUUCCGCGUUCUGCCCUGGGUGAAGUGAGGUGAAGUCAUUUGCGCAGCCAUAUUAGAACCGCCCGCGGACUGUGGAGUGGGCUGCUCUGACAAGGCCUUUAGUCAGCGCCAGUCUAGAUACAAUAUCUAUAUCCCAUAUCUACGGGAAAUAUCUAAUGCCGCCAGUGCAAAGUGCUGCAAGGAGAAGCAGCAACAGAAGCAGCAGCAGCAGCAACCAACCAACAGUGAAAAAAACCAUUCCCAGUGCCAGUGCCAGUUGCUCUGCAAUCUUUGUCUAAAUUUAGACAAAGCUAGAGCCAACCUAACCAAACCAAUCCAUACUGAAGUGAACUGAACAAGGCCUUCUGGCCAUAUACGAUUGUAAAUCAAGUAUUUGGCCCCCAGAAGGAGGGGAAGAGCAGGCCAGACCAGACCCCCGACCAGGAUGGACAUAGAAUCGGAUUCAGACACCUCCGAGAGAUGGGAGGACUUUUUUGGUAGCACCACAGAGCUGGCACCUUCGCUGCUGGGCAUCUACGACACAUUGACGAACAGCCUGGCCGCCGGCGCGGGCGUGGCAGCUCCCACUGUGACACACGAGACAAAGAGCCAGGCACAGGCACAGGCACAGCUCCAGCCUCUGGUUCAGUCCAAGACCAACAGCAAGAGUGGCGAAUCGACGCCCAAGAGGAGCAACAGCAGCAGCAGCAACAGCUCCACGUCGAGCGGCACGAGCGUCUCCACCAGCGAUGAUCAAUCGGCCAGCUACUCGCUAAGCGCCUCCGGCUCACAGCUUGCAGCCAGCGUCCGUGCCCCGCAUCUGGUGGUGGCCGGUCUGCGGGACGAACCGGAUGGGGCACAGCUGAGCCGCCUGGUGGUGCAUCGGCGACAGGAGCUGGGCAGCAGCAACAGCAGCCUCGCCUCCAGCGGCAGCCGACGCGGCAACAAUAUCCGCAUCCUCUCGGCCAACGUGCACCGCAUCAUCACGCACUCGGACGCCGAGCCCGUGGACGCCAUUGACAUUGAGGCACUGCAGCAGCAGCAGCAGCAGCCGCAACAGCAACAGUCAUCCCCGCAGCUAUCCCAAAGGAGUCCCACGCAGGGACGCUACAUCAAGACAAGCACCAGCAGUGGCGGAGGAGGAGGACAUCCGCCGGUGGCCACGUCCACGCCCAAGCUGAAGCUCUCCCAUCCCCUGUCCAAGAUCACGGGCAAGCUGUCCACGCAGGCGGGCCACGAGCUGGUGGCCACCUUCGACGCCAGCAACGAGUACGUCAACUCCCUGACCUUUGCCGCCUCCGAGAAGGCGCGAAAGCCCCAGCCAGCGACGCCCUCGGACGAGGACAGGACCCCCACCAACAGGAGCGUCCCCGGCACCCCGUUCCACUUUGAGGGCAACCCCUUCGCCCCGCGCAAACUGACGCUUCCCCGCUACGAUUCCCAGCAGAGCAUCAAGCUGAUCGAGAUGGAGCAGCUGGCGGCCACCAGUGUCCAGCUGCAGCACGCCCAACCCUCCACGCCAGCCACGCCAGCCACGCCCUCCACGCCUGUGCGGCCCAAGGAGUUUGUGUGCAGCGAGCCGCUCAGUCCCGUGGAUCUGGUGCACACGAUUAACUUUGACCUGGUGACCCAGCACAUCGAGCGGCUCACCCUGGCCGAUCUGGGUGCCAACGAGGGGCCGAAGGCGGAGCUCAUCGAGGCCGUAAACAAGCCGCUGAUCAGCAAGCCGCUGGUGAGGAGCUCCUCGGCCGCCUGUUCAUCAACGAUCAGCAGCUCCCCGCUGCUGACCUACGCCCGCACCAAGAGCCUCAGUGCCAAGGCCUCGACCCUGGGCGCGGGUGUGCCGCUGAAGCUGCCCACGGCCGAGCAACUGGCGGAGCUGGAGGAGGCCAACAAGCUGUCCGCGGAGAGCCUGGAUCGACUCACCGACAUCAAGCCAAAGUUUGCCGCCCGCCUCAGCGAGCUGGCACGGCUCAACAACCGCCCGCUGUCGUCCUCCUCCAUCUGCUCCACCUCGUCCAGCUCCAGCUCGGGCUCCGAUCAGCUGCUGCACGGGAAGCACGCGGCCACCUCGUACCUGGCCAGUGUGGAGAGUCUGGCCGAGAGCGAGAACGAGCUGGGGGAUCCGCAUCAUCCGCAUCAUCCGCACCACACGGUGGCCAUGAGUGUCCUGGAGCGGGCCAGUCUGGAAAUCAUUGACUCGGAGCGCAGCUUUGUCGAGGAUCUGGGCCAGGUCAUCAAGGGAUACCUGCUGGACUGGAAGGAGCGCGCCUGUCUGCGCGUGAACGAAUUGCAAAUACUCUUUGCCAACAUUGAAGAGAUUUACGAAUUCAACUCGAUGCUGCUGCAGCGACUGAUCAACUCGGGCAUGGAGCCGGGCAGGAUCGCCAGAUGCUUCAUAGAUCUGCGCGAUGGCUUUGAUGUGUAUACAACCUAUUGCACCAGCUACCCGGAAGCCAUCUCGCUGCUGACCAAGCUGCUCCAGGCAACGCACACGAACUCCCUGCUGGCCUCCACGCAGAAGAUGCUGCAGCACCGCCUGCCCCUCGGCUCCUAUCUGCUGAAGCCGGUGCAGCGCAUCUUGAAGUACCAUCUGCUGCUCGACAGCCUGCGCAAGCACUGCGAUGUGAAGGAGGUGGCCGAGGCGUAUGCGAUCAUGCGCCAGGUGGCGCACAACAUUGACCAGGUGAAGCGCAAGCAGGAGCAGCAGAGCCGCGUCAAGGAGCUCUCGGGCAUACUGGACGGUUGGCUCGGACCGGAGCUGACCGUGUUGGGGGAACUGCGCCAGGAGGGCCUCCUAAUGGAGCAGCACAACAAGCCGCGUCUGGUGCUGCUCUUCGCCACCAUGCUGAUCAUCACCAAGCAGAAGGAGGACGGGCGUCUGCAGUUCAAGACCUACAUACACCAAAACAAUCUGAUGCUGAGCGAACACUUGCCCGGGGAGCCGACCAGCUUCUACGUCAUACCCUUCGAUGAGCCGCGCAAUCAAAUCAAGCUGACGGCCAGGAAUCGUGACCAGAAGCGUGUCUGGACGCAGCACAUUAAAGGUGUCAUGCUGGAGAAGCUUGACAUACCGAUGCGUGCCAAGGAGCUCGUCUAUCAGCUGGGCAACGAGGAAGAUCGCACCCCAGACCGCAGCACCUGGAAGUGGAGCCUGCACUCCAGCAGCAACUCCACGCCCACGUAUCUGGAGCGUCGCAAUGCCUGUCGCCGGAGCGAGAUCCGACAGCGCAACUCCAAGGGCAAGCGCAAGACGGUGAGCAACUCCACCUCCUUCGACAGCUCCUUCAAUGAGUCGCAGGAGCUGGACCCAAACCAGAGCCAGAGCCAGGAGCAGGAGCCCAAGGCCUCAAAGCCCGCCAAGCCGCUGUCCCGCAACAACAGCCUGGACGACACGGCCCUACAGAAGCUUGCCGCCGCGAUGCGGUACCGCAAGCGGGAUGGAGCUGCAUCUGGAUCCGGCAAGGAUGAGAUAAAGUCCCAGUCCAAGGAGGCGUGCAAGUGCAGUCGGCAGGAGGAUCACCCGGAGCGGGCGGAUCAGUGUCUCUGCAUUUUGCGGGAUCAGCGCAGUCGCAGCGCCAAGUCGCAGUCGCCAGUGUUUAGCUACAAGGCGCUCAAGGAGCGCAGCAAGUCCGUGCCACGCAUCGGUGGCUUCAGCCUGGACGAGGAGGCAGAGCAGGAUCUGGAACAGGAGCAGGAGCACGACGAUGACAGCGCCGCCUCGUUGAGGGGCAGCAAGCCCGAUCUGAGCGAACGCAAAGCCAAGGCCAGGGGCUUCUUCGAGGUGAAGCAAUACAACCACAAGACCAUGCCCAAGCGGAUAGCCACACUGAAGAAGCAGCGCACCAGCAGCAAGAGCUGCUCCAAGUUCUACAUGGAUCUCAGCGAGUUCGACAGCAGCAGUUCCACCGUCCUGAAGAUAACCGAGUCCACGGAGGAGCUGCGGCCAGAGCAGGACAUAGAAAUGGCCAAGGAGGCGGAGGAGGACGUUGAACGAGCCGCCGAUCAGUAUUAUGGCAACCAGGAGCUGCUGUCGCCCGCGGAGAAGUCCAAGCGUGAUGCCCAGAUUGUGCUCGAUCUUCUCAAGAACACCAAGGAGUUCGAGCGCAUCUACAACAAGCAGCAGAAGCGACGCGAGAGUCCCGUCAGUCCCAUCAGUCCAUUGUCGCCCAGCCAGGAUCUCAAUCGAGUGCCUGCCCUGCCGCCACGCCCACCGUCUCGCUCGCCUCCGCCCCUGGAGCUGGAGCUGGAGGAUCAAGCCAAGCGGCAGGCCAGCGAGCACGAGGAGCCCAUCUACGAGACGCUGCUACGCAACGUCCACGUCCCGUACAAGUUCUCCCCCGUCCUGGGACGCGCCAAGUCCGCUCAGAUGCUGAAGAAGCGAAGCAAGUCCGCGUCGGGCGGCCCGCGUCCAGAGUCGGAUUACGUGACUCUGGUCUACUCGCCGGAGGGCGUGCUCCAGAGGGUGGGCGAGGAGGCAGUGCAACGGGACAGCUGCAGCUCGGAUGCCACCAGUUCCAGCUCCUCCUCCGGCUCCACCCUGAAACGCGACAGCCAGAGUACGGUGAUCAAUCUGUGCCUGGAGGAUCCAACGACCGCCCUCUACGCCCGCCCCAUACCAAAGAACCUAGUGAAGCGCCUGCUGAGCAGCGUCAACGGCGAGGGUGGCCCCAGCCACGAGAACGUGUCCAAUUCGGAGAGCUCCCUGCUGCCGCGUGCCCUCAAGUCCAUCGACAACCUGACCCUGGCCUUUGGCCGCUCCAACCGCCCGCCGGAGCGACGCGUCUCCGAUGUUAGCGAGAUGUGCCGCCAGAGCGUGCUGCAUCGGCAGGGCAGCGAGGCAUUGGGCGAGCGCAUGGCCCACGUCGACUACGCGGACCCCAAGACCCUGUUCAGCCUGAUGGCCAUGGUCAGCUCGGAGCGGGACUCGGUCUUCUCGCUCACCUCCUCCUCCAGCGACAGCAUGUGCGAGCAGCAGCGCAAGCGGUCCGUGGCGGAUCCGCUGCCCACCAACUUCGAGUACGAGCGGCAGGUGGAGGACAGUCUGGAGAACGACUUCCGCGACUCGGCCAUUUACAGCGACGACAACGAGAGAGACCUCAGGCGACCCAGCAGUCCUCCUCCGCCGCCUCCGCUCGGGCCACGCCCCUCCCCACCACCGCAGAUAGCGCCAAAACCAUCGAGGGAGGCCGUGCAGGAACUGCUGGCCCACCAGCACCAGCUCAAAAGAGGAGUCAUCGUCUGUCAGUCGGCAUCGCGCAGCUGGGUCCUCCAGCAGAUCGAGAACUUCAACAAGUAGGAUCCAACAGGACACAGGACACCACACCCAUUGCCAUACCACACAAUUCCUUUGUAACAUCUAUCUGUACAUAGUCCUAAGUGUUUGUUUGAUACAUAGGCGAUUGCACAGGCAAUUGCUAAUCUUAGAGUUACUGCCCUUAGUCCUUAGACUGUUUUAUAUAUGCCGUAGAUUGUAGCAGAGUCAUUUAAUAAACAAGAUC
Drosophila obscura is the source of this 6485-nucleotide messenger RNA. RefSeq lists its product as uncharacterized. Gene Ontology annotation, molecular function: guanyl-nucleotide exchange factor activity. The record is from RefSeq and is a predicted model, not a curated record. NCBI's taxonomy places the organism in Eukaryota, Metazoa, Arthropoda, Insecta, Diptera, Drosophilidae.